Molecule: messenger RNA, 2142 nt
Organism: Syngnathus acus (greater pipefish)
Lineage: Eukaryota; Metazoa; Chordata; Actinopteri; Syngnathiformes; Syngnathidae
Gene: grem1a
Product: gremlin 1a, DAN family BMP antagonist
Exons: 2
Coding region: 126-662 (178 amino acids)
Biological process (GO): animal organ morphogenesis
Molecular function (GO): BMP binding; receptor ligand activity
Source: RefSeq, a predicted model, not a curated record
UUUAACCAGAACUAGUUAGUUGAUCAUCAUUCAUGAAGCCCCACACAAGACACAAAAGAAUACAACACGCCGAGCAAAGACGCCCGUGAACAUUUUCCCAGAAAAACGAAGCAACAGCUUCCACGAUGAGAAGCCCGUGUUUGCUGACCUUCUCCACAGUUGUUCUGUUGCUCAGCGCAUCGAGGAGUACGCAUGCCGCCACUUUUCAAGGCACUUUCCCUCACCCAAACAAAUCCAACCCAAACGAACCGGAGCGCUGCCUGCCAGCUCCAAUCAGCGGAUUCAUUACGCGCGGGAUGGCCCCUGCAGUCAUCACCGAGGAGGUUUUGGAAUCCAGUCAGGAGGCGCUUCACGUCACGGAACGUCGUUACCUGCGUUUGGACUGGUGCAAAACGCAACCACUCAAGCAGACCAUCCACGAAGAGGGAUGCCUGAGCCGAACCAUCAUCAACCGCUUCUGCUAUGGCCAAUGUAAUUCCUUCUACAUCCCGCGACAUAUUUACCAGGAUGGAAACGCGUUCGAGUCCUGUUCGGCGUGCAUACCGAAAGCCUUCAGCACGGUCACGUACACGCUUUUCUGCCCCGGACAAACGCCCAACACCAGGAAGAAACGGGUCCAGCGCGUCAAGCAGUGCAGGUGUACCACAAUAAACACGGAUUAAACCUCACAUGGAGGUUUUUUUUUUUUUUUCAAAAGGACGUUUUGCAAAAACUCUGGGCGUCUGUUUGCAAGACUGACAACCGGAAUUGCUAUUAAAACAAGAGGAACUUAUUACAAUAUUGACAUCUUUAUUUUACUAAAAAUUAAUGGAGCCCAUUCAUCCACUUUUCAAAAACGCCUUAAUAUGUGGCUUUACUAUUGCAAUACUCCCAAGAAAGUGCAAAAAAACCAAAACAUGUUUAUGAAUUAAAAUUCAAAGAAUUGACUUAUUAAGUCUUGUUGCACACAUAGCUGCAUGAAUAUUAAGAUACAGCAAUAUUUGAUUUUUUUUUCCUCUCAAUGUUUAACGAAUACAAUAUGAUUCUGUGGUUUACGCCCAAAUCAAUGUGCUUGGGACUUUUGGCUAGUCCCAUUGAGUCACUACUAAGAUUUGGAUGCAUGGACAAACCUCAGGACUUGAGAGGUUCCACUGUAAGGCUAUAAUAUAUAAAAAAGCAUUUUUUUGUUUCAUCCUCUAAGUGCAAAUCUUAAAUUGAGGUCAUGUUCGCCUCUUUCUGACGCAGUCGUUCUUUCUGUUGGGAAUAAAACAUUAUAUCAGUGUAAGGAAAGGAACGCUUUGUAUAAAUUCCAUACGUUGCCAAUUAUAUUUAUUGAAUCCAUUGACUGAGGCAUGUGCCACACUUACCAAACUGUUUGGGAUUAUCAUUUUGGUCUCCACUUUCUUCUCUGCUGUGAUUCUCUUCACUGACUGCUGGGCCUCUUUUAAUCUGUAGUAAAAAAAAAAAAAAAAAGAAUAUUUUUCUAAUUCCCAAAACACUUCACUUCUGUGUAUCUGCUUGCCUUUCUUUAGUGAAGUUCCCAUUCUCACGCUUCCACUUGGCCUUAAAGUCGGCACAAAAUUCAAACCACAGCAUGAAGAAAUGACUGGACGUCACCUCCUUUUCGCCUGCUUUGGGCUUCACACCAAAGUACACACACAAGUCCUGGAAGCUGGUCAGCCAGAUACAAAUUAAUAUGAAUAUAUCUACAAUCCGCAACAUAUUUUUCAUGUGGCCAUUGUUUCUCUAACCUUUUUUGUGCUGUCAUCAACUGACAGGAAGCUCCAACAUGUUCUUUACGUGCUGAAAAGAAAUGUACAUUAUUUUGUAAGCAAAGAAACACAUUCCAAGGGUGGUUGUUCCAUUUUCUAUAGCGCGGCUUUGGUACUUUUGCAGACAUUCUCGAGAUGUUUAUUACACUUGGGAUUUUGACUGAAAAACAUCUUGAAACAUUUGCAAUCUAUUUUUUUUUUUUCAAGGCGGGGAUUCAGAGCAGAUGGAAAUGUUUGUGAUGUGCACAGAACAUUGCAGGAUUUGAAGAAAUGGGAUAAACGGUGUCAAAAAUGGAUUGAUGGAUGAGUUCAACAUUUGCAAAGUGACAUCUAUGUGUGCUCUGCCAUCUUUAAGCAAAUCUAAAAAAUAAAAACAAAAUAAUACAGCAAA